Molecule: messenger RNA, 1056 nt
Organism: Aspergillus heteromorphus CBS 117.55
Lineage: Eukaryota; Fungi; Ascomycota; Eurotiomycetes; Eurotiales; Aspergillaceae
Product: isopenicillin N synthase family dioxygenase
Exons: 3
Coding region: 1-1056 (351 amino acids)
Source: RefSeq, a predicted model, not a curated record
AUGGAACCCCAAUACACCCACGUCGAGCUGCUGACUCUGAACGGGCCGGAGUACCGCAGGGUCUCGACUGCCCCUCCGCGUCCCCCGACCGACGAGGAGAUCCCUAUCGUCGAUCUCGCCCCCAUCGACGGCGACCCAGCAGCGCGGGCACAGCUGGCUCAUCAAGUCCGAGCAGCGGCGCAGACGACAGGCUUCUUCUAUAUCAAGAAUCACGGGAUUCCGCCAGAACUGAUCGAAAGCGCCCUUUCCCAGGCCAAGGCCUUUUUCCAUCAACCCGAGGAACUGAAAGACGACAAGGUCUCCAAGUUGAAGCUCAUGCACAUGGACGGAUACCACGCGGUCGGAACGACACAGGUGAACAAGACGGAAACGAAAGACCGCAAAGAAACCUUUACCCUGCGAUACAACGCUCGCAACGACCCAACCCAAGCCAGGGACAGCGCCUUGGCCUGGGACGAUUCCCCCCUGUGGGCAGGCACCGCCCAUCUGCCUCACUUCCGCGACACGACCAUCGCAUUCUGGCAAGCCAGGCUAGCACUCGCCAGAAAAAUGGUGCAGAUCUUCGCUCUGGCUCUAGACCUCCCGGAGACCUACUUCGACGAGGUCGUGACGCAUCCCGGCUCCGACGGUCUGUACGUGCACUACCCGGGCACGCCCACCGCAGACCAUCUGGCCAAAGACGCCGUCGACAUCGACGUUGGAAUCGGCUCGCAUACCGACAUCCAAUGCUUCACGCUCCUCUGGCAGGAUAUGUCCGGCGGGCUGCAGGUGCUUUCCGCGGCGGACGAAUGGCUGGACGCGCGCCCCAUCCCAGGCACGCUGGUCGUCAACAUCGGGGAUUUCCUGCAGCGGCUGUCGAACAAUCGGUUCCGGUCGACCGUGCACCGCGUGUACAAUCGGCAGACGACGUCUCGGUACUCGAUGCCGUUUUUCUUGGGGUUCAAUCCCGAGUCCGUGUGUCGGGUGCUGCCGUCUUGCGUGGAUGAGGAGCAUCCGGCGCUGUAUGAGCCGAUUUCGUGUGGGGAGAGAGUCACAGUAUCUCACAACGUGUCUUGA